ACGAGUCACGAAUAGAGUCAUGACUAGCCUCUGCCUCUACCGCUUAUCCAAAAUCACCCCGUGCUCCCUCUCGCCACGGCUCCAACAAUUGUCCAGAGACGCCAUCGUCUCCGCCGCCCGGCGCGGCGCCAUGCCCCCCGCCGCUCUCCUCCCGCUCGCCCCGUCGCCGCUUCACCCGAACCAGCGGCGUCACCUCUCCCGCUGCGGCGCCUCGCGCCGCGGCUUCAACGUCCACACCGCCAUCGCCAUUGCCUCGGCCUCCGCCGCGGCCUCGGCAGCGGAGGCGCCGCCCUCCCCGUCUCCUCCCCCGUCGCCGCAAACGCAGGCGCCUCCCUCCAAACAGGGCUCCCCAGUGCUGGGCGGCAUCGCGAACACGAGGUCGUGGUCGCAGUACUACGGCAGCGGCUUCUCCAUCCGCGUGCCGCCGUCCUUCGACGACAUCCUCGAGCCCGAGGACUACAACGCCGGGAUGACGUACUACGGCGACAAGGCCAAGCCCCGGGCGUACGCGGCCCGCUUCGCGUCUCCAGAUAGGGACGAAAUCGUAAGUGUGGUGAUUAAGCCGUCAAAUCAGCUCAAGAUCACAUUUCUAGAGGCAAAAGAUAUAACUGACUUGGGCACUCUAAAGGAGGCAUCAAAGAUAUUUGUACCUGCUGGUGCAAAAGUGUUCUCAGCUCGAACAAUCAAAGUUAAGGACAAGGAGGAUAUUAGGACAUAUUACUUCUAUGAAUUUGGUCUGGACAAACAACAUGUUGCUCUAAUGGCUACUGUGAAUAGUGGAAAGACAUACAUUGCGGGCGCUACUGCUCCAGAGACGAAAUGGGGUGACGACGGUGUGAAGUUACGAUCGGCUGCCGUAUCUCUGUCCGUUUCAUGAUUCUGCAAAGCAGGAGGCAAGAAAACACUAUGCUACAACUUCACGUUCAACCGCAUGCAUAGAGGGAUCGAUCAUUAUUGCACUAUACGUGUAGUGAUCAAAAGAAGGUAAAUAGUUCUAGCAGUCGUCAACAUCAACAUACAAAGGAACUAGGCGAGGCUCUGUACGACGUUUCACUCGAGUCUGUGGACAAUUUUUGAAAGUGGUGAUUUGUCAUGAAGAAUGACAUCAUAAUUGAAUUUUGAUUAUUUAAAUCUUGUUUGUCUA
Molecule: messenger RNA, 1144 nt
Organism: Setaria italica (foxtail millet)
Lineage: Eukaryota; Viridiplantae; Streptophyta; Magnoliopsida; Poales; Poaceae
Exons: 7
Coding region: 20-877 (285 amino acids)
Cellular component (GO): chloroplast
Source: RefSeq, a predicted model, not a curated record